UAUGAAUUUAUUGACAUUUUUAAAAACGGAAGGAGCCCCUUCUUGGUUGUUCACUCUCUAUUGCUCUCUCUCCAUCGUCAGUGUUCUCGGGAAGAAGGUAGGAGGAGAUUGCGACACGUAAUCACCGGAAUCGUCGGGAGAGAGAGAGAGAGUGAAGAGAUCUGAAGGAGUCUACUCCGAUGGGCACGCUUCAGUCGUGGCGUAAGGCUUAUGGAGCCCUAAAAGACACCACCAAAGUCGGCCUUGUCCGCGUCAACAGCGAUUACGCCGAUUUAGAUGUUGCCAUAGUCAAAGCUACGAAUCACGUCGAGUGUCCUCCCAAAGAUCGCCAUCUCAGAAAAAUAUUCGCAGCAACAGCAGUGACACGUGCUCGAGCAGAUGUUGCCUAUUGCAUUCACGCCCUUUCCCGCCGUUUGCAUAAAACUAGAAACUGGACGGUUGCUCUGAAAACACUCAUUGUGAUUCACCGGCUUCUAAGGGAAGGAGACCCCACAUUUAGAGAGGAGCUUCUCAAUUUUUCGCAGAGAGGUCGGAUUCUGCAGAUUUCCAACUUCAAGGAUGAUUCAGGCCCUAUCGCUUGGGAUUGUUCAGCUUGGGUGCGUACUUAUGCUUUAUUCCUUGAGGAACGGCUUGAAUGCUUCAGGGUUUUAAGAUAUGAUACUGAGGCUGAACCUCUUACUAAGGCUACCCCAGGGCAGGAUAAGGGGUACAGUAGAACCAGGGAUUUAGAUGGUGAAGAACUCUUGCUCCAGUUGCCUGCUUUGCAGCAGCUUCUCUAUCGUCUUAUCGGUUGCAAGCCAGAAGGCGCUGCUAACCACAAUCAUGUUAUACAAUAUGCUCUGGCUCUGGUGUUGAAGGAGAGUUUUAAAGUCUAUUGUGCCAUCAAUGACGGAAUCAUCAAUCUCAUUGACAAAUUCUUUGAAAUGCCUAAACAUGAAGCCGUCACUUCCCUUGAAAUAUACAAGCGUGCUGGUCAGCAGGCUCGCAGCCUUUCUGAAUUCUAUGAAGCGUGUAAAGGGUUGGAACUCGCUAGGAAUUUUCAAUUUCCUGUGUUAAGAGAGCCCCCACAAUCUUUUCUGACAACAAUGGAAGAGUAUAUUAAAGAAGCACCGCGUGCUGUUGAUGCCCCUGCUGAACCACUGCUUCUAACUUAUAGACCAGAUGAUGGAGUCGAGGAUACUGAACCAUCUCAUGAAGAACGUGAAGUUGUGUUGCCUUCAGAUGAUGUGGUUCUUGUAUCCGAAGAGACAGAACAUUCUUCCCCGCCUCCUCCUUCAGCUACCACUCAGACUCAGAAUAUCAUUGAUACAGAUGAUCUACUGGGUCUGAACACUGCCGCUCCUGAUGCAUCAGCGAUCGAGGACCAAAAUGCACUUGCUUUAGCCAUAAUCUCAACUGAUGGUGGCAACGCUUCAACGCCUCGUUCUUUCCAAGCAAACGAUUACGACCCUACAGGAUGGGAGCUUGCCCUGGUAACAACACCAAGUAACGAUAUCUCUGCAGCCACCGAUAGGCAAUUGGCUGGCGGGUUAGACACGCUUACACUGAACAGUUUAUACGAUGAUGGAGCCUACAUAGCCUCCCAACGCCGUGUCUAUGGUGCACCAGCCCCCAACCCAUUUGAAGUUCACGAUCCUUUUGCAACGUCCAACGGUACUCCGCCACCUCAGCAGCCAGCUGUGAACAACCCCUUUGUUGCUUACCAGCCAACUUAUCAGCAGCAUCAACUACAGCUAGCAGUUGCACCAAACCCCCAAGCCAAUAAUAGUAGUAGCAACCCGUUUGGGGAUUUUGGGGAGUUCCCGGUUAACCCGGUUUCACAGCAGCCAAACACCAGCGGGUUUGGUGAUUUUGCGGUUAACCAACAUAAUAAUCCGUUCCGCAGCACUGGUCUCAUCUGAUUAUGUUUCACGUGUUUAUUUCAUUGGUUUUUUUUAGUGGAGGGGAGAGAGAGUGAGAGAAUUGGUUUUAUUUGUGACUUGUGAGUAAUUGAAUUCACAUGAUUUGUUUGAUCUUCUAUGUUGUUCUUAUUGGUAGCUGGGAGAUGAUAUGCAUAUAUAUAUA
Brassica oleracea var. oleracea is the source of this 2064-nucleotide messenger RNA. Its product is annotated as putative clathrin assembly protein At2g01600. The coding region runs from base 180 to 1901 and encodes 573 amino acids. NCBI's taxonomy places the organism in Eukaryota, Viridiplantae, Streptophyta, Magnoliopsida, Brassicales, Brassicaceae. Gene Ontology annotation, cellular component: clathrin-coated vesicle; clathrin-coated pit. Gene Ontology annotation, molecular function: SNARE binding; phosphatidylinositol-4,5-bisphosphate binding; 1-phosphatidylinositol binding. The transcript has 15 exons. The record is from RefSeq and is a predicted model, not a curated record. Gene Ontology annotation, biological process: clathrin coat assembly; clathrin-dependent endocytosis; vesicle budding from membrane.